CGAGAGCAGCGCGUGAGUUGUGUCAUUUAUCUCCUUCGCUCUUGGACAUAGGAGAUGUGCAAAUCAUGAACGAGUAGAUGUUUAGACUGACUCGGGAAUCACUGGUACUCGUCUCCAAUACGUCGCACUCGGGCUGGCUAAAUCAACGUCCUUACCAUUUAACUGAUGGCGGGACACUUCGUGAACCGUACAUGCGCACAAUUCCGAGCGGCUUGGUGACGACGAGUGACUCGAGUCCCUUAACUACCGACUUGAAUUCACUGAGUCAUUCAUACAAACACGAGUCAGGGAAAGGAGUCGAGUUUACCUUCACGCACACAGGCGGAUGACGACAUCAUGUCACGUGACAUAAACCCUGAACAUGGGCAUGUUGUUUACAGCCUCUUCGUGCCAUCUUUUAUCUUACUAAAGAGUCCACGUGACUCUUUGUUUUCUGGUGCUCUUGUUUGUGCUCUUGUUGUUUGUGCUCUUGUUGUUUGUGCUCAGCCAUGCUUCCUGCUGUGGCGGCCUACUACUUGCCAUGGGAGCUGCAGUCUGGUGCUGUGCAGGAAGGAGAGUCAGUGCGCACAUUUGGCAGGUGGGUUCGGAACUUCAAAUUAUUUCAGACUGACCUGCUAUGAUCAAGAAAAGUCCACAGCUACGCUCACAGCUCAGCAUGCGUCCAAAGACCACCAUGUAGUCAUCAAUACCUCGCUUGUGGAACCCUUUCAUCCCAUCAUCGGAGCCCAGUAUUUGGUUGUGGGUGAGACAGAAACAGCUGCUGAGGUUGACAUGACGGUGCGGGCUCGUGUGCUCACCUGCGUGGAUGGUGUAAACCUCCCCCUACUCCAGAAAGCCAUCAUGGAGCAGAGAAGCUUCUUCAAAGAAAGGGAGGGCCAACAGAAUGCAACUUGAGUUGCAAAAUAUCAGCCACAUCAUGGACGGCCAAGCAAGUAGUACACACACUCUUCUAUUUCAUACAUACUAGUAUCUACAUGUGACACUGACAAACAAUGUCAAUAACAAUGUCAAUAAAGUUAUUUGUUGUAAGUUC
Molecule: messenger RNA, 1033 nt
Organism: Nerophis ophidion (straightnose pipefish)
Lineage: Eukaryota; Metazoa; Chordata; Actinopteri; Syngnathiformes; Syngnathidae
Gene: ten1
Product: TEN1 subunit of CST complex
Exons: 3
Coding region: 337-894 (185 amino acids)
Biological process (GO): negative regulation of telomere maintenance via telomerase
Cellular component (GO): CST complex
Molecular function (GO): telomerase inhibitor activity; telomeric repeat DNA binding; single-stranded DNA binding
Source: RefSeq, a predicted model, not a curated record